This is a messenger RNA of Anthostomella pinea, 1014 nucleotides long. The record is from the annotation of a GenBank genome assembly. Lineage: Eukaryota; Fungi; Ascomycota; Sordariomycetes; Xylariales; Xylariaceae.
AUGGGAUCUUCAUCUCCUCAAAAGGGCUUGUUGAUUGGCAUUGGAAUAGGCGAAGAACCGGCCACUGUUCAUACUGCCCAAAAGAUGCUCUCGUAUCGGACCCUUCUCCUGGCCUUGCUCGUUUGCAUUGGCAUUAUAGCCGGGUAUGCAAAUGCUUCACACGACGAUAUUCCUGCUGGAGGCGAGGUUGAUACCAUCGUGGAUCAGGAGCCCUCAGCAUUCUCCCGCUUACUGAGCUCCGCUUCACCUCAAGCACUCCACGGAUUUCUGCACAGUCAUUUCCCAAGUACCUACAGACAUGGCGUUUACGACUCAGACGACGCAGCACUCGAGGCUGUUCUUGCCGAUGACCCCGAAUUAGCAAGCUCCAUCCUCCAGAAGCGGCAAGCUGGAGGGAACGAAACAACGACCUCGGAGACCAGCGCGUCCACAGACACUACUAGCACGCCUACAACCACGACAUCCCCAAUUGAUACUACGAGCACAACGGAGGUUUCCUCUACCGAGACGCCUACUACGGAAGCCACCACGUCAGUAGAUUCAACAACAGUCACGGAAACGACAACAGCUGCUGCGACUACGACCCCAAUGAUUACGCCCACGACGCCCACGACGACUACGUCCCCAACGACUGCGUCUCCGACUACCACUACUAGUGAUGCUACUACUGCUGCUACUACUGCUACUACUUCUACAGACACUAGUACGCAAACGACGACGUCAACCGCACAGCCCGACAGUACGAGUACUACCGACUCUACACUUUCGACCAUCACGACACCUAGUACCAGUCAGAUGACAUCGACUUUUACGUCAACUCUCCCUGGAGGCGCUGUGACGACGAUAACCUCGACUAGUGUCAUUACCCCCGGUAGUGGUAGUGCGGAGGAAGCGACAUCAACGACAAACUCUCCUGGCAGCCUCCAGACGGAGGGACUGGCUGUUCCAAUGGCCCAAAGACGCGUGGUGGAGGUAAUCGUCGGAGCAUUCAUAGGCGGAGUGUUACUGGCCUAG